Polychytrium aggregatum is the source of this 305-nucleotide messenger RNA. RefSeq lists its product as uncharacterized. The record is from RefSeq and is a predicted model, not a curated record. NCBI's taxonomy places the organism in Eukaryota, Fungi, Chytridiomycota, Chytridiomycetes, Polychytriales. The transcript has a single exon. Bases 74 to 262 code for a protein of 62 amino acids.
CUCUCCUUCGCUUUAAGCGGUAAAUUUCAGCUUUUCCCAACCCUUAACACACUUAUAACAAGACUUUGUAAGUAUGGGCGCUGCCCGCCGACGAUGCAUCCAUCCAUCCAUCCAUCCAUCCAUCCAUCCAUCCGCCCAUCCGUCCAUCCAUCCAUCCGUCCAUCCGUCCCUGGCCAUGCGAAUGUCGAUCGGUGCACGUUUGUGCAUUCUCGGCAAUCCGAGCUUGAUAGCCGGUGGCAGCAACUAUGCCCCCGCCGCGUGAGCUCCCUGCGGCUCCAAUGCCGACACCUACCAGCCGCAACACG